GCGUCCGCAGGCAGGGAGGCCAAUGAAGUACAUCCUGGUGACGGGCGGCGUCAUCUCGGGCAUCGGCAAGGGCAUCAUCGCCAGCAGCAUCGGCACCAUCCUCAAGUCGUGCGGGCUGCACGUCACGUCCAUCAAGAUCGACCCCUACAUUAAUAUCGAUGCCGGCACCUUCUCCCCCUAUGAGCACGGAGAGGUGUUUGUGCUGGAUGAUGGAGGGGAGGUGGACCUGGACCUCGGGAACUAUGAGCGCUUUCUUGAUAUCCGACUCACCAAAGACAACAACCUGACCACUGGGAAAAUUUAUCAGUAUGUCAUCAACAAGGAGAGGAAGGGAGACUAUCUUGGCAAAACUGUCCAAGUUGUUCCCCACAUCACCGAUGCUAUACAAGAAUGGGUGAUGAGGCAGGCACGAAUUCCUGUAGAUGAAGAUGGCAUUGAACCCCAAGUGUGCGUGAUCGAGCUUGGUGGGACAGUAGGCGAUAUUGAGAGCAUGCCUUUCAUUGAAGCCUUCCGCCAGUUUCAGUUCAAAGCCAAAAGAGAGAAUUUUUGUAAUAUUCAUGUCAGUCUAGUUCCCCAGCCCAGCUCUACAGGAGAGCAGAAGACUAAACCCACCCAAAACAGUGUUCGUGAACUCAGGGGUCUUGGUCUCUCACCAGAUUUGAUUGUUUGCAGGUGCUCCACUCCUUUGGAUACCUCAGUAAAAGAAAAGAUUUCCAUGUUCUGUCACGUUGAACCAGAACAGGUCAUCUGUGUUCAUGAUGUCUCUUCUAUAUACCGGGUUCCGCUGCUGUUAGAGGAGCAGGGAGUUGUUGAUUACUUCAGACACAGGCUCUACCUUCCCAUUGAGAGGCAGCCCAGGAGGAUGCUCAUGAAGUGGAAGGAAAUGGCUGAUAGGUAUGACCGUCUCCUUGAAACAUGUUCCAUUGCGCUUGUUGGCAAAUACACCAAGUUUUCAGAUUCCUACGCCUCUGUUAUUAAAGCAUUGGAACAUUCUGCACUGGCUAUCAACCACAAACUUGACAUCAAGUAUAUUGAUUCUGCUGACUUGGAGCCAGCUACUCUGCAGGAAGAACCUGUCCGCUACCAUGAAGCCUGGCAGAAGCUGUGCGGUGCUGAUGGAGUCCUGGUUCCUGGGGGAUUUGGCGUUCGAGGAACAGAAGGCAAAAUUCAAGCUAUUUCCUGGGCAAGAAAACAGAAAAAACCCUUCUUAGGCGUUUGCUUGGGAAUGCAGUUGGCCGUUGUGGAAUUUGCACGCAGUGUUCUUGGCUGGCAAGAUGCUAACUCCACAGAAUUUGACCCUAAAACUACACAUCCAGUGGUUAUAGACAUGCCAGAACACAAUCCUGGACAAAUGGGUGGGACCAUGAGGCUUGGCAAGAGAAGAACCCUCUUCCAAACCAAGAAUUCAAUCAUGAGAAAGCUUUAUGGGGAUCAUGAUUUCUUGGAAGAGAGGCAUAGACACAGAUUUGAGGUCAAUCCAGAAUUGAAGAGCCAUUUUGAAGAGCAAGGUUUGAAAUUUGUAGGCCAGGACGAGGAGGGAGAGCGAAUGGAAGUGGUUGAGUUGGAUGAGCAUCCCUUCUUCGUUGGUGUGCAGUAUCACCCCGAGUUCCUUUCUAGACCAAUCAAGCCAUCUCCGCCAUACUUCGGCCUCCUCCUGGCAUCUUCUGGGAGGCUCACACAUUAUCUGCAGAAGGGCUGCAGACUGUCACCCAGGGACACCUACAGCGAUAGAAGUGGCAGCAGCUCACCUGACUCGGAGAUAACAGAAUUGAAGUUUCCAUCAGUAAAUCAUGACUGAAUCCUGAUGGAUCUUCGCUGGAAGAGCCUUCGUUAGAUUUUCCAGGCAUUCUUACAGCAAUAGCUUGAACACUGUUAGCUAUGGGCUUUCUUAAGUUAUGGUUUUCUAAUUUUGUUAUGAAAUCCUGUCCCUUUAUUUCCUUAAUUCUUCUGUCUCUUGUUUCUUUCCUAUGAAUUUUGAUUAUUUCUGGCAGAGAGCUUAGCACAGCACAUGCAUCUCUAGACUUUUAUCACACCAUCUCGGAGGAAAAGAAAAGCAAGUUUGGGUAUGAGAUUUAACAUGUUAAUUUGUUAGGAAGAACCCAAUUGCACCUUUCCUUCCUGAUGCAUGGUAAUGCAAGUGUAAGGUUAUGCCUUGGAUACUCUGGCCUUUGAGUUGCUUUCUCCAAUUUCUCUGCUUCCUGGGCAGUUUUUAUUACUGGUGCAUUUCUUUGGAUGCUACUAGCAGGGGCUGCCUUUGCUCAGGUGUUCACACAGCUCCGCUGUGCUGCAGAGAUGGGCCUCUUAAGCUUUAUGCAGUCUUUAUUUGGGAAGGAUGUAUUUUUGUUGUUUUUUACUUUUUUUUCAAUAGUAUUUAAAAGUGUUUGGCACUGGUGGUUUUGGUGCAUUCAUUGCCGGCAAUGAACUUUUAACCAGGAGAGCCUUAUUCCUGGAACAGAGGUUAAUCUUGAACCCGAUCAGCUGUGAUAUGUCGCUCUGCAGGGAUGCAAUUAGCUUAGAUCAUGUGAGGGGAAAAAAAAAGAAAAAAAAMUGUCCAGAAAACCCCAUCAUUGCCUGAAAUGAGGCAUAAUGUUAGCCCUUCCUAUGCCAGUGUUUGCUGGUGCUGCUUCUUAGGCUGGGAAAUUUCAACUCCUUGCAUCAAGGGGGAGGUACAGAAAAGAAAGUGAACAACUUUCAGAUGCUGCCUUUAAAUGCUCCCACGGUAAUUUACCUUGGACCAACCAGUUCAUGGUGCUUUUUGUUUAAUUUGAAGUGGAGCCUUUGCCUUUUUUUACACGUUGGAAACACGUGUGUUCCCGCACUGCGAAUGCAAUACAGAAGUGCUAUUUCCUGAUACAGGGGGCUAGCUAUUUGCCUACAGUGUUACCUGGUUUAGUGUGUAGAUGUAUGCUGUCCUGCGAUKACUUGAUUAGCUUUGCAGUCUUGGGGUGGAAAAAGCACUCUUGUUCCUUUUUUUUUCUCUUUUCCCUGCCUUUCACUGCAGCGUAAGCAACGCAGUUUUUGGUCUCUGGUGAUUUAGAAGAAAGAAUGAAAGUUUCUCUGUUGUCUGAAGUGUCAUGUUUUCAGAACUCUUUGGUUCAUUAAAGGUUGGAGAGCRCUGAACGCCUCAAGCCUGGCUCAGUGCUGACUUCCACACCGUCUGAUGCCAAACUUCRGAUGAGA
Molecule: messenger RNA, 3180 nt
Organism: Nothoprocta perdicaria
Lineage: Eukaryota; Metazoa; Chordata; Aves; Tinamiformes; Tinamidae
Gene: CTPS1
Product: CTP synthase 1
Exons: 18
Coding region: 23-1798 (591 amino acids)
Biological process (GO): pyrimidine nucleobase biosynthetic process; CTP biosynthetic process
Cellular component (GO): cytoplasm; cytoophidium
Molecular function (GO): identical protein binding; CTP synthase activity
Source: RefSeq, a predicted model, not a curated record